Molecule: messenger RNA, 2730 nt
Organism: Thermochaetoides thermophila DSM 1495
Lineage: Eukaryota; Fungi; Ascomycota; Sordariomycetes; Sordariales; Chaetomiaceae
Exons: 2
Coding region: 1-2730 (909 amino acids)
Source: RefSeq, a predicted model, not a curated record
AUGAGCGCGGUGAACUCGCGGGAUCGGAACAACAACGGCACCCUGGACUCACACUGGCAGCACGGUCAGCACCCGGCCGACCCGAGACUCGUAGAGUCCAAUCUGUCUCGUCAAAGUCACGAGCAAACGGAUCGAGCGACCUCCAUCUCGGAGCUUCUUCCCCCUCCGCCGCCAUCGCCAACGCCGCUGCCACUGCCCUCGCCCACGCCGCCACUCGUGUCGACCCCCAGCGACGCCACUCCCAUCCCGUCGCCAGCAGCCGCGGAGCCCGAUCUUCCCUUCAAUCGUCCCACAGGCCUGUCCUUCGGCCGUCCCAUCGUCAUCGAGGGCCCCUACCGUCGCGUGUCCGACAUCCCUCCCCUGUCAGCCAACUACCAGCCCGACUGGGUCACGGCCACUCCACCCAGAGACUUCAACAUGAACCAAGAUUUCCGCGAAGAGCUCGCCCGUCUCGACGGUGUCAUCACUCCGGGCAUUGACAAUACGCCCUACAUCCAGUACGCCAUCGAGGCCCUCACCCGCGGCCCGAACACGCUCAGAGACUCGAACAGCCAUCCCCCCUCCUCCUCCUCCUCCUCCUCGAAUCCAGCAUCGCACUACCCCGGUGCCCAACAGCCCGCUCCGGCCAUCCAGCACCGGCAGCCCACUUCAGAGCCGCUGCCAUCACAUCCUCCGACCUCCCAUCCCCCCGAUCAGCCGGCGACAUCACCACAGGGUCAGGCGUUACGCCCUUCCGAUGAUCACGUUCACAACUCAGGGGCGUCUGCCCAGUCGCUCGCCGAGAGCUUGCUCAAGAAUGGCUCGCGUCCUGUGCUGCCGCACGAGUGGAAGUUUGUCGAGCGUGAGGACCUGCUCAAUCAUGCUCAUCAAUACCAGCUCCAGGCCUCUGGGAUCCCACCGCCGCUGACCUUCAGGCCAUGGCCGCUGCGCACGCCCGCGCUGCUCGCUUUCAUGACCUUGUGCGUUCUCAUGAUUGCUGCUCUCGUUUUCAGCGCCGUCUACUCCCACAAGAACCGGGGUCUUGUGACUUGGGUGGCCAUCCAUGGAGGACGCUACUUCGUGUUUCGGUUCUUGCCCCAACUUCUUGCCGGAGUCAUCUUGCUCUAUUCUCAGUUCCUUGUCACAACCAUGUUCCGCAUCCUGCCUUUUGUGCGACUGGCCUCUGAGAACCGGGACCAAAGGGAUGGCGCGCUUUUCCAGGAGCUGUAUCCAACUACAUUCCUUUGGCCUUGCCUGGUCGGGCCCUGGAACGUGUGGGUGGCGGUAAUUGUGACCUGGUUGAUGAACUUUACCGUUCCUCUGCAGAGCUCUCUCUUCACCGUUAUCCUGGUGGACGACGUUUGGACCUGGGCCACUGUUCAAGGCGUCGCGUGGACGCUUGUGGCCCUGUACCUCGCUCUUCUCGUCUCGACCGUCAUUGUUUGGAGAUACUGGGCCAGUGUCAAGCAAACCGGUCUUGUCUGGGACCCGCGCUCCCUCGCUGACAUCGCCGCUCUUGUUUCCGAAACCAACACAGCCGAUGACUACCGCGGAACUCAGCUCGCUCGCUCGCGGGAAGGCAUCCGCUUUGCUCUGCGCCGUCGCGCAAGUGACAGGUUGGGCUACUGGAGUUGGAAGGACGGCCGCCCUGGCGUCUGGUACACCCUCGGCAACCCGUUGGAUGACGGCAAUCUGUUUCCCGUUCUCAACCCAUCCGGUGGCCAGCGCAUGGAGCGGCAGUCUUCCGAGAAACAUACCGCUGGAGCUUCCCAGGCUGCCGAAGGUCUCCUCUCCGGUACCAGCAAGCAGCACCAUGAUCACGACCACGAAGAUCUCGAGGCCGCUCGUCCCAUCGGCACCCAAGCACGCACCCGCUACCUGCCAUGGUGUCUUCGCACCAAUCAGCUGUUGUGGUUUACUAUUACGGCGUUUGUCUUGGUCCUCGCAGUCUUCAUCGUUUCUUUCCUUCCCGCAACCCGCAUCGCCGACGGUUUCCUGCCCCUGCUCCGUGCCGACCCCAAGCCGGGCGCCUUCUCUGCUGCCGACUUCCUCUACUCUUUCCUCCCUGCCUUGCUCGGCAUGCUUGCCUUCCUAUUGUUCCAGCCUCUCGACAUGCACCUCCGCAUUCUCCAGCCCUGGGCUACACUAUCUUCGUCUGCUAAUGACGCUAGCAAUCCGACAUCUGGGGGAGGAGCCCCGGCGAGCGCGACCCUCCUGGCCGGUUAUCCCGCCUGCCUGCCCUUCGAAACGCCACUUCGCGCCCUGCUUAACGGGCAUUGGCGCUUAGCAUUCAUCUCGUUCCUUUCUCCGCUCUUCCUGCUCAUCCCUGUCCUCGCUGGUGGUUCCUUCAUGGCCCUGACCACGCGUCAGGGCCAAGUCCGCAUGUUCCCCAACAUGCCCGGGUAUUCCCUGCUGCUGGCCAUGUGCGUGCUGUACGUACUCGGUCUGGCUGCUCUCUUUCCUGGCAGAGACGCCAUGCGGAUGCCGCAUGGCGUGACUUGCUUGGGAGAGAUCGUGGGCUAUUUGGUUGGCGGCAUGGACAGCGAACAUAAGGAAGAGAAAUUGAUGCAGCAGCCGGGUAGAGAGGAUGAGGAAUCGCCCGCAGAGUUUUUCCGUGGCGUGUCCAGCAAGACGGAAUUGCUUCAUCGGCUGGGCGUGGUUGAGGGUAAGGCUGGCGAGGAGACUCGAUGGGUAUUUGCCUUCGGUGUCGGUGGAGAUCAGUUGGCCAUCUGGAGGAUUAAGAGUGUCUGA